GGUGGAUUGAAAUUGCUGCAGAGUGCGUACUUUCGUUGAGCGUGGACGGUGUCUCGUAUCAAAUACGAGAUGGAUGUGAUUAGGUGCAUCUUCCUCCUACUUGGAAUAAUCACUGUGCACCGUUGUGGAGCAGAAUACUAUGAAAAUGAUUACUACUCAGAGUACGAAUGCAAUUUGCCGCUAAUGGAGUUUGCCUCCUUGUCUGCAACGUCGGCAUUGCGAGAGCGUGGCCCCAACAAUGCUCGUCUGGACGGUCAAUCUGCAUGGACACCUGUAGAAAACACUUACUAUCACUUUCUCACAUUUGACUUGGGUGAGAGGCGACUAAUCCGUCGAGUAGCUACAGCUGGACGAAGGAGAACUCAUGAGUAUGUGACAGAGUAUGUGGUACAGUUUUCGGAUGAUGGGGAGAAUUGGCGAUCGUAUGUCAAUCCAAAUGGGGAGGCACAGCUCUUCAAAGGUAACACCGAUGGAGACAGUGUGCGUCACAAUAUCUUCGAGGUGCCCAUCAUUGCGCAGUGGGUGAGGAUUAAUCCCACGCGGUGGCAAGACAGAAUCUCUCUGAGAGCUGAACUGUACGGAUGUGACUACUUUCCCGAAACGCUGUCUUUCAAUGGCUCAAGUCUGGUUAAGUUGGAUCUCAUGAGAGCACCAAUCGUGAGCUGGCGCGAGUCCAUCAGAUUCCGCUUCAAGACAUCAAAUCCCAUUGGGAUUGUGCUGUACUCGCGAGGCACGCAGGGUGACUACUUGGCAGUGCAGAUUCGAGACAACCGCAUGGUGUUGAAUAUCAAUCUUGGCUCGGGUGUCAUGACCACACUUUCGGUGGGUAGUUUGCUGGACGACAAUAUUUGGCACGAUGCCGUCAUCUCGAGGAAUAGGCGAGAUAUUGUCUUCUCAGUGGAUAGAGUGAUGACUCAAGCGAAGAUCCAGGGUGAAUUUACGAGACUGGAUCUCAAUCGAGGGAUGUACAUCGGCGGAGUGCCAUAUCAUCAGGAAGGAAUGGUGGUUCAUCAGAAUUUCACGGGUUGUAUUGAAAAUCUCUACCUGAACUCGAGUAAUUUCAUCAAGGAGCUCAAAGAGGCCAUUCAUUACGGCGAGGAUUUACGUUUCGAUAAGAUUCACACGAUGUACACCUGUCCAGAGCCACCAAUAAUGCCUGUGACUUUCCUCACGCGAGCUUCUUACGCCAAGAUGCGCGGCUAUGAGGGCAUGAAGCAAAUGAAUGUCUCCUUUUGGUUCCGCACAUUCGAGGAGAAGGGAAUGCUGCUUUACCACGAGUUCAACACCAAAGGCUAUGUGAAACUGUAUCUGGACGAGGGUGUUGUGAAGGUGGAUCUGAAGACGGAUGACUAUCCUAUGAUCACGCUUCGGCCACACAAUCAGCAGUUCAAUGACGGGCGGUGGCAUUCGUUGGUUUUCACACUCGCGAAGAAUCAAAUGGUGCUGGAUAUAAAUAGACGACCAGCCGUCACGGAGAAGCUGAUGUCCAUUCUCACGGGUUCGGUGUACUACAUUGGCGGUGGUAAGACGAGAGAUGGAUUUAUUGGGUGCAUGAGGAUGAUUUCUGUGGAUGGAAACUAUCGCUUGCCGACGGACUGGAAGGAUGAGGACUAUUGCUGCAAGAAUGAGGUGAUCUUCAAUGCUUGCCAAAUGAUUGAUCGAUGCAAUCCGAAUCCGUGCAAGCACGAAGGCGUCUGUCGUCAAAACUCCAUGGAAUUCUUCUGCGAGUGCCAGAACACUGGCUAUGCUGGUGCAGUGUGUCACACAUCACUCAAUCCGCUCUCGUGUCAGGCGUACAAGAAUGUCCAGUCAGUUCAGCAGCGAGCCAAUAUUAACAUCGAUGUGGACGGUAGUGGACCGCUGAAACCUUUCCCCGUCACGUGCGAGUUUUACUCUGAUGGUCGUGUGAUUACGGUGUUGAGCCACGAUCAGGAACACUCCACAACCGUGGAUGGAUACCAAGAGCCAGGAAGUUAUCGACAGGAGAUCUUCUACGAAGCGGAAAUGCCUGAGAUUUUGGCCCUGCUCAAUCGUUCGCACUCAUGCUGGCAGAGGCUGAGCUACUCUUGUCGCAAUUCACGCCUGAUGAAUUCUCCGUCGGACGAACUGAGCUUCCAUCCGUACGCUUGGUGGGUGUCACGACAGAAUCAGAGGAUGAACUACUGGGCAGGCGGUGUUCCGGGCUCUCGGCGGUGUGAAUGCGGUGUCUGGGGCACCUGUUUUGACCAGACAAAGUGGUGCAAUUGCGACUCUAAUCACUACAAUUGGCUGGAAGACAGCGGCGAUCUCACGGACAAGGACCACUUGCCAGUGAGGGCAGUUCAGUUUGGUGACACAGGCACGCCGCUCGACGAGAAGUUCGGGCGGUACACACUGGGCCCUCUUAUGUGCGAGGGAGAUGAUCUCUUCAACAAUGUCGUUACAUUCCGGAUUACAGAUGCCACGAUCAAUCUGCCGCGCUUCGAUAUGGGACACUCUGGCGAUGUCUAUCUGGAGUUCAGGACCACCAUUGAGAAUGCUGUGAUCUUCCAUGCGAAGGGACCAACGGACUACAUCAAGCUGAGCAUCAUUGGAGGCAAUAAGCUGCAGUUCCAGUAUCAAGCCGGCAGCGGACCGCUCGGCGUGAACGUGGAGACGAGUUACCAUCUCAAUGACAACAACUGGCACUCAGUGAGCGUGGAGAGGAAUCGCAAGGAGGCUCGUUUAGUCGUCGAUGGGGCGCUCAAGGCGGAAGUCAGGGAGCCUCCAGGUCCAGUUCGAGCCAUUUAUCUGACAUCUGAACUCGUUAUUGGUGCCUCGUACGAUUAUCGUGAUGGUUACGUGGGUUGCAUUCGAGCGCUGCUUCUGAACGGCGAAUUAGUGGAUCUGAAAUAUCACGCGAGGAAGGGACUUUAUGGUGUGUCCGAAGGCUGCGUUGGACGAUGCGAAUCGAAUCCAUGUCUCAACAAUGGCACGUGUUUUGAGCGCUAUGACGGAUACACGUGUGAUUGCCGCUGGAGUGCAUUCAAGGGACCAAUCUGUGCUGAUGAAAUUGGCGUGAAUCUCCGCUCCAGUUCGAUGAUCAAGUAUGAUUUUCUGGGCUCUUGGAGAUCCACUAUUCGGGAGAAUAUCCACGUGGGCUUCACAACAACCAAUCCCAAAGGAUUCUUGCUGGGAUUCUACUCAAAUUCGUCCAAGGAAUAUCUCACGAUAAUGGUGUCGAACUCUGGACACUUGCGCGUUGUCUUUGAUUUUGGCUUUGAGCGGCAAGAGCUUAUUUAUCCGGAUAAACAUUUUGGUCUCGGACAGUAUCACGAUGUGAAAUUCUCGAGGAAGAACUCUGGAACGACAGUUGUGCUUGAGGUGGACAACUAUGCACCGCAAGAGUAUCACUUUGAUAUUAAAGAUUCUGCCGACGCGCAAUUCAACAAUGUUGAGUACAUGUACAUCGGGAAGAAUGAGUCAAUGACGGAUGGUUUCGUUGGCUGUGUCUCGCGAGUAGCGUUCGACGAUAUUUAUCCUUUGAAGCUGCUCUUCCAGCAAAAUCCGCCGGAAAAUGUGAAAUCGCUGGGAACGCCACUAACGGAAGACUUCUGCGGAGUUGAACCUGUGACUCAUCCACCGAUUGAAAUUGAAACACGUCCUCCGCCGGAAAUUGACGAGGACAAACUUAGGCGCGCCUACAAUCAAGUGGAUUCAGCCAUUCUCGGCAGCGUUCUGGCGAUACUUUUCCUACUUCUUCUGGUCAUGGCGAUUCUCAUCGGGCGAUACUUGGCUCGACACAAGGGCGAAUAUCUCACGCAGGAAGACAAGGGUGCUGACGCAGCUUUGGAUCCGGACGAGGCUGUCGUUCAGUCGGCGACGGGUCAUCAGGUGACGAAGAGGAAGGAGUGGUUCAUUUAAGUCACGCGCGUCGUUCGCUGUGUUCUAAAUAGCAAUUUUCCCGUCAUCGAAAAGCAUCAAACACCUCAAGAUUAACUCGCUUUUUGCCAAGGAGCCUGAAAAGAAGGUGGAGAGAAGAUCAGGAGGAGAGGAAAAUAUUCUGACGACAAUGACUGGCGGAGAGGAGAAAGUGUAGAUGAGAAUGAUUGUUCGUGGAUUUCCAUGUAAAUAUUUUUAUUUUCUCCCCUUUUCUCUUUAUUGUUUGUCGAAUAUUUUUUUCAAUCAAUUUUACCGUCCAUUUUUUAUUUUGUCGUACACCUAGAAGAGAUGUGAGAGUUUGUUUUAUCUCUUAGUUUUAUUUCUUAAAAUAUUUAACAGUUUUUUCUCUUAACAUAAGAUACACGCAAUAGAUGAAGAGAGAUAGAGAGAGAGAGAGAAAACCAAGUAUUAGUGAAGAUGAUAAUCACAUUUUAUGUUUAUUUUAAAUAAAAAAAAAGAUUUUACCGGAUUAGACGACUUGUGAAAUUUUUCCCAAGUACAAGAAAAAAGGACAUUUUAAGGAACAUUCAGUCUCUACAAUUUUGAGUAAUUUUCCAUCGAAUGUUAGUGGGAGGUAUGUUUAAGUGAAAAAAUUGUCUUUGGCGAAUUUGCAAUACAAAAAAUAAGUGUUACAUUCCAAAUCUUGCAUGUAGGCAAUGCUUCCUUGACUGUAAUGACUUCUUAAUAAAUUUCUCCGUUUCGAUGUCGAGUUUUUUCCCCGGGAAAUUAUAUAUUUAGGAAUCACUUCAAAUUUUCUCGGAUUUCUUCUCAUUGUAUUUCCCAUAGUAAACAUCUUUUAUCUUCUUUGAAUUGUGAAGAUGAGAAAAUUACCUACUAUACAAACUGUGUGGUAGAAAAUAGAGAACAUUAUUAAAAGGAGUGUGCCUUAUUCAAUUGGUAAAGAGAUGUAAUAACUCUAUCUUUACGUACUGGAAGUGAUUCUUGAAUUCAAUUAGCGUCUCUAAAAGAAAAUGCGAGUGUGGUUGAAGCACUUUUUCUCCUUCGAAAUCAAAGAGAGAAAUGCAUGGAAAAACAACCACUGUUCACUUUUACUAUUUCUUAGUAUAGAAGACUUUCUUUGACCAUUGAAAUUAUCUAAAGAGAAAAAGCAAAUUCCCUCAAGAUGAAGAGUCGCACAAAAUAAAUUGCAAAAGGGAAUCAAAUAAACCGCGAAGAAGAAUAUAUUUUGUGCAACAAAAAUCCAUUGGACAGAAAUAUUUGUCAAAAUUGUGACAGUUUAAGUAGUUUUUUUUGUCUUGUAGUUUAAGUAAAUACAGAGAAAUCUCAAUUUUUGUACAAACAGAAAAGUUUCUAUAUAAGCAUAUGAAAUAAAAAAUAAAACAUGAUAAAUGAA
Molecule: messenger RNA, 5254 nt
Organism: Phlebotomus argentipes
Lineage: Eukaryota; Metazoa; Arthropoda; Insecta; Diptera; Psychodidae
Gene: Nrx-IV
Product: neurexin-4
Exons: 10
Coding region: 70-3882 (1270 amino acids)
Source: RefSeq, a predicted model, not a curated record